UAUUCUUCGAAAGGGUUUGUCCCUACUCUGAACGGAUUUUUCGAGUCAUCAGCCGAUGGACGGUUAGCACUAGGAGCUUUUGUAGAUGAGAUUCGCCUGCCAGUUGAAUCUGAUGACUUGGUGCUCAAGGUGCUACGAUCAGCGAAUGGGUUAAGAUCAUCAUCGUCUUCAAAAGGAUUGCCAUCACCUCUGUUAGAAUCGGCUGGUGACACAGCAGUGGAUCCCUUUUUCUGAGAAUUCUUCUUCGACAUAUCGAAUACUCCACUUCGAAUAUACUUUGAUAUAACUUCCAAUCCAUUGACAGCUCCAUUCAACCUUCAAGGAGCUUUAUGAUUAGGUUUUCGUCAACUGCACCUUCGACUUUCGAGACAUGAACCAACGUAUCGAGCCACAUUUCCUUACUCUUUUCAGUGUUACACAAAUCUAUCGCUUCGGAGAGCUUGUUGCCUUCGAGAUAGUACUGUAGCAAUUCUUUUUUCCUCCCAAGUUUCUGUAGAAUGUGCUGCAUGA
This is a messenger RNA of Haemonchus placei, 510 nucleotides long. NCBI's taxonomy places the organism in Eukaryota, Metazoa, Nematoda, Chromadorea, Rhabditida, Trichostrongylidae. The record is from the annotation of a GenBank genome assembly.